Messenger RNA from Neohortaea acidophila, 861 nucleotides. RefSeq lists its product as uncharacterized. Lineage: Eukaryota; Fungi; Ascomycota; Dothideomycetes; Mycosphaerellales; Teratosphaeriaceae. The transcript has a single exon. Bases 151 to 648 code for a protein of 165 amino acids. The record is from RefSeq and is a predicted model, not a curated record.
UCAGUGUCCCUUCUAUUGCCUUGCCUCGUUUGGGAGAAGUCUUCCGGGUUUGACGAGCAGCGUGCAGCGCCCAGUGGUUUCAUGAUCGAGGACCGCCGGCUUUUCUGGACGAAUUCGGCUCUUGUCCAAGCAAAUAUAAGGUAAGCUUGGAUGCAGACCGGUGGUGUGGUAAUUUCGAACACUGCAUGCGGUGCCCAGUCCCGACGCGGCUGGAGGUCAAAGCCUAGCCCGGUCACGCACGAACGAUAUUCCCAAGGCAAGGACAACUUCACUCUCUCCACACUCUACUUGACGCCACACAAUGUACCAUCGAGAAUGUAUCGUUUUGUUGAAGCAGGUACGGUCGUCCCAAGCUUUAUGCGUCUGGCUCUAACAGUGGUUGAGCCCCUUCUAGGAGGCACCUCCUCUUGCUUGGAUCACGCGCAUAUUGAAACUUGCCACUGCCGCCACCAGCGUCGAGACGUCCAGCCAGCCCUCGAUGCUGUAGUAAUCCUCACGGUCAGGUGGCCUGUGGGGAGAUCUCAGCCGCCACUGUGUAGCAUGUCGAGGUUCCAGUCGGGGGAGCUCGUAAGGUCACUUCCUACCAUCUCACAGCACCACCACCACCACCACCACCACAUCAGGCUGUCCUACGUGGCCACACCAUAAAAUCGCUCCGAGUGGCAGCCAAGUCUUUCGCAGUUCAUAUAAAUAUCGCGUCCUUGCCCGAGGGGUCCUCUUCAGCACUUCUCUCUUCAACUCUUCAACUCCUCAACUCAGCUCUUCUUUCCAACUUCCAACUCUUCUCUCUUCAUACUCCUUCUCACUCUCCACCUUUACAUUCGUCCAUUACCAACUCACACAUCCACACUCAUCAUGAAG